Messenger RNA from Thunnus maccoyii (southern bluefin tuna), 734 nucleotides. Its product is annotated as histone H1-like. NCBI's taxonomy places the organism in Eukaryota, Metazoa, Chordata, Actinopteri, Scombriformes, Scombridae. The transcript has a single exon. Gene Ontology annotation, molecular function: DNA binding; structural constituent of chromatin. Gene Ontology annotation, cellular component: nucleosome. The record is from RefSeq and is a predicted model, not a curated record. Bases 81 to 689 code for a protein of 202 amino acids. Gene Ontology annotation, biological process: nucleosome assembly.
CAGCCUGCUGCCUCAGACUCUCCAACAGUCAACUCAGACUCUCCGUUUGUUUCGUGUCGGAUCUGAACUCAGAGGAAAUAAUGGCCGAAGUUGCUCCAGCUCCCGCCGCCGCCGCUCCGGCUAAAGUGGCCAAGAAGAAGGUCUCCAAGCCGAAGAAGACUGGCCCCAGCGUCAGCGAGCUAAUCGUGAAGACUGUGGCCGCGUCCAAGGAGCGGAGCGGCGUGUCUGCAGCCGCCCUGAAGAAGGCUCUGGCUGCCGGAGGCUACGAUGUGGAGAAGAACAAGGCCCGCGUUAAGACCGCCAUCAAGAGCCUGGUGGCCAAGGGGACUCUGGUCCAGGUCAAGGGGAUCGGCGCCUCUGGAUCUUUCAAGAUGAGCAAAAAGGUCGAGACCAAGGCCAAGAAGCCCGCAAAGAAAGCUGCUCCUAAAGCCAAGAAGCCCGCCAAGAGCCCCAAGAAACCCGCAACGGCUAAGAAGCCCAAGACAGCGGCAGCUAAGAAGACAGCAGCCGCUAAGAAAUCCCCCAAGAAGGUCAAGAAGCCCGCAGCGGCCAAGAAAGCAGCCAAGAGCCCCAAGAAGGCCGCCAAGAGCCCCAAGAAAGUGGUGAAAAAGGCUCCUGCAGCUAAGAAAGCUCCCGCAAAGAAGGUCGCCAAACCCAAAGCCAAGAAGGCAGCACCCAAGAAGAAGUGAGCUGUCAUCAGUCUGAACAUGUGAACCUGAUCAAAGGCUCUUUUA